Messenger RNA from Salvia miltiorrhiza (redroot sage), 900 nucleotides. RefSeq names its product zinc finger protein SHOOT GRAVITROPISM 5-like. The coding region runs from base 125 to 541 and encodes 138 amino acids. The transcript has a single exon. The record is from RefSeq and is a predicted model, not a curated record. NCBI's taxonomy places the organism in Eukaryota, Viridiplantae, Streptophyta, Magnoliopsida, Lamiales, Lamiaceae. Gene Ontology annotation, cellular component: nucleus. Gene Ontology annotation, biological process: gravitropism.
UUCCCCCAUUUUCUUUCCUAACCCUAAUCCCUAACUAAUAUUUUCUCUCUCUCUCUCUUUCUCUCACUCUCACUCCUCAUCAUCAUCAUCAUCGUUGUUGUUGUCAUCAUCUUCUUCUUCUUCAAUGGAUCAAGAUCAUCAAGAAAUGCAACUACUCUCCUCACACCCACACCCUUCUCCGUGGGCGGGUCCGUCGCUGGACCUCCAGCUUUCCAUAAGCGUGGCGGGCCCCUUCAAGCCCCCCUCCGCCGCCUCCGUGCGGAGCAGCGUGGAGGCGCUCAAGUGGGAGGCGGCGGAGCAGAUUCGGCUGGCCGCCAUGGAGAAGGCCUACGCCGAGCACAUGAUGGAGCUGACGAGGCGGGAGAUGGAGGUGGCGCAGUCGGAGUUUCUGCGCGCGCGGAGCCUCUGGGAGAGGGCGAGGGAGGAGGUGGAGAGGGCGGAGAGGAUGAGAGAGAGAGCCGCCGCCACCGCCACCGCCACCGCCACCUCCGCCUGCAUGGAGAUCACUUGUCUCUCCUGCAGGCACAAGUUUAGGCCUUGAAAUCUCUUACCCCUCUAAUUUUACUUCUUUCAUUUUUAUGAAUAUAUAUCUAUCUCCAUUUCCGCAUGUAGUGUAAUAUGAGAUGAAAUUAAAUAAUUCAUGGGUUCUUGAUAAGAGGGAAUUGAAUUCAAGAUUUAGAAUCAGAGAUGGCCUUUUUCUAAGCAAUGAUUAAUAAGAUGGGGGUUGCAUCUUGAAAUUCUUAAAAAGGUAAGGCCUUUUCUUUUCUUCUUUUUUUCCCUUUUUUUUGGCUUUAUUUUAUGUAUGGAAAUCUGGAUUCGGAUUACUUGAAAUUUCACAUUUCUGUAAUUAAGUGUAAUGUAUGUAUAGGCAGUGAUUAAUCUUGUUGAUGAAGAUCUUAA